UGCUGUGAUCCCAUGAGCUGGCAGCCCCUUUACCCUGGGAAAGGGGGCACAGGACACUGCCACAACCUACUAUCCCUUUGCAGUGGCACUGUGCUGCCAGCAGCCCUGACUGCGCCACCAGGCCCCCCUCCCCAUAGCUAUUUUUAUCGCCCCCCAACCGUGUUUCUCACUGUCCUAUUUUAAGCGGCGCAGUUGGCGCACCGGGAACCCAGUGCCCAGCUCGUGGGGGCCCUGCACCAGCUCACUGUCUGCUCACACUGCCCGGGCACAGGGAGCCAUGCCCAGGGAGGCUGCAGAAGACAGCAUGGGAAGGGCCGAGGGUGCUGUGCCAGCAGAGCCUGGGGACCCCGACAGCAGCGAGUCUGGAGCCAUCAGCUUGCGCCCCGUGGAGUCCAUCAGUGACUUGUACUGGGCCUCGGGCGGGCACAAGGGCACAGAGGGCAAUGGCCCAGCUUCCUCCAGCAGCCUGCACCGGCCCCCACCUCGGCCCAUGUCCCCUGUGCCCCCGCCGCUCCUGCCCACCCUGCGCCCUGUACCCCCAGCCAGCCCCUGCCCCUGCCUCGGCCCUGGCCACCCCCUGCUGCUGGCCCUGCUGGCACUCCUGGCACUGUCGAGCCUGGUCCUGGCCACACUGGCCAUCUACCUGAGUGUCCUGCAGAGCCAGUCGGUGCGGGCACUGGCCCAGUGGCUGGAGAGCCAGGAGGACGCCGUGCACCAGCUACGGGCAGCCAGCAGGCAGCUCUGGGCUCGCCUCAACACCAGUGCCCAGCCUGGUGGGCACCGCUGAGCUGCCCCUGGCCCCACCAUGGGCUCUGGGCUGCCACAGGAAGGGGCACUGAAGGGCAGGAGGGGGGCGGCGGGGCAGCCUUACCCGCUGAGACCAUGCAGUGUUGCCCCUUGGGGCACAGGGGAAAUCCCGGCCCCUG
Messenger RNA from Catharus ustulatus (Swainson's thrush), 926 nucleotides. It is a transcript of the gene LSMEM2, whose product is annotated as leucine rich single-pass membrane protein 2. Bases 278 to 787 code for a protein of 169 amino acids. Lineage: Eukaryota; Metazoa; Chordata; Aves; Passeriformes; Turdidae. The record is from RefSeq and is a predicted model, not a curated record. The transcript has 4 exons.